AUGGAACCAGAAAAAAAGGACAUUUUGGAGAAAAAACCGGAAGAAAAGUUCAAUUUGAUGUCACUUCCAUUUGUGGCUUUCCGAAAAGUUAUGUAUCAAGCGGAGUUUUUUACAAUACUCAACCUCAGUCUUGUCUCCAAAAGAUCCCACGCCCAAGUGAGAUCAUGUGCUUUGCAAGUGACUGACGUGGAAUUGAAUCUGAAGAAAAGCUUCUCGAAUGAGUUGAAUGUGAUGUUCAAAGGGGAGAAGUACUCAUGGGGAGUCAUUGAGACUGUCAAUACAAAUGGUGCUGGCGUUUUUGUCAACCCUCACAACGACAUGCGCUUCAAGCCGAUAUGCUCCCGAAUCCUCGGAAUUCUCCACAAGAAAUCAGUGGACACCUUUCGUUUCGAUCGGAGCAUCACUCUAGAAGACAUAAAUGAAUAUUGGGAUAUGAUUGAGGAAGCGAAGAAUAUUUAUAUUGCUUCGGAUAUGUUGACGAGACCUGAAAUGGAUAUGGUUCUGGAGAAAUUCCAGAAAGUGAACUCCCUGUUUGUAGACCCUGCACUCCCUCUAUUCUAUCAAGGAUUCACGAAUCGAAAGUUCGAGAUACUGUAUCUGGAGGGACCGAAUGCCAUCACUCUCCCGGAUUUUAUGAAGAUAGAGACAGAUAUUCUAUUGAUGCAAGUCUCAAGAUUCGAGAAUUGGGAACUCAAUAUAUUCCUGAAAAAAUGGAUGGAACUUCCCAAGACGCCGGGGAAACUCGACCCUCGAGUCAUUCGAAUUUUCAAUAGCAGUGGUGAUAUCUCAAUGCUUCAAGACAUUAAAACAUACCCAUGGGAUCCGAGACACCGGAGUGAGUACUAUGUGAUCUACCUGGAUAAUGGAGUCAUGGCAAUCGAUUGUUCGAAAGGAUUUGAUCUUGUUAGAGGGGAUGGAAGAAUUGCAACUGUUUUGAUAAAGGAGACCAGUUUUGACUUCUUGGUGUGGGAACACCAAUUUCAUGAUGUUCCGAGGAAUGCUAUUCUUUGUUGA
Messenger RNA from Caenorhabditis remanei, 1014 nucleotides. RefSeq lists its product as uncharacterized. The record is from RefSeq and is a predicted model, not a curated record. The coding region runs from base 1 to 1014 and encodes 337 amino acids. Gene Ontology annotation, molecular function: protein binding. Gene Ontology annotation, biological process: embryo development. Lineage: Eukaryota; Metazoa; Nematoda; Chromadorea; Rhabditida; Rhabditidae. The transcript has 3 exons.